UAGGCAGUAGGAGAGUAGAGAUCAGGGUGUGUGAUGUUUGAAGGAGGGACUCCAUCGUUUAGAGAAGUGAGUAGUUCCUAGUUUGCCGGUAAAGACGGAAGAGAAGAAACGUUAAACCAUCAGAGCCUCACUGAAAGCCACAUGAACAUGAAAGUCCAUCACACUUUGAUCUGCUUCUUCUUCCUCACACUGCAGGAUGGAAACACUGGUCUCAUCAAUGCAGAAAUCCUCGUAAAGGAGGGAGGAAACAUCACACGUACAUGUUUCUUCACUUUCUCUGGAGGCAGGAAGAUCUUCUGUAAGGAAGAAUGUGAAGAACAAGACAUCCUCGUUGAAACAGCUGGUGACAGAGCUCAGAGUGGCAGAUACAGCAUUGAAUAUAAAAAAGGAUCUUUUCCAGUAUCUGACACACUUCUGUAUGUGAGCAUCAAAAAUCUGACCAAGUCUGACUCAGGACGGUACAGAUGUAGAUUGACCAGAUUUUUGUUUCCAGAUUCAUAUGAGGAGUUUGACAUCAGAGUUGAAGAUGAUCCAACCACUUCUAAACCAAACUGGACUCCCAGACCUUUGUCAACAUCAGUCCCAUCAGCCUCCACACUGACGACAACACAGAGUUUGAGCACCAGUUCAAAAAGCUCCACACCUUCAUCAGCCUCUCCUGAAGCCACCAAGCAGACUCAUCAGGAACAUAGAACACCAGCUGCAGGUCCAGGAAGUGUUAAUGUAAAACCAACACAUUCUACUGCUCAAACAGCGACAGGCGUGCCGCUGUAUGUGGGUCUGAUUCUGGUCGCCAUGAUCAUCUUAUUAUCAGCGGCUGUGCUGAUAUUCUGCAGGAAGAGGACCAAAGAACCUCCUGUAGAAAGCGAGUAUGCUAAUGUCACAAAGCCUAAUCCAAUGUAUGAGGAGAUCAGAGAUGAAGACAGACAGAGCAGAUCUUCUCCUGUAGAAAUAUCCACAGUUUACACUUACGCUAAAUACACCAAACCAAAUGGAGUUGAAACCACAGACGAUGACUACAGCUUUGUCACUGCAGCCAGUUCUCAGAAGACAACUGAAGACAACUCGAAUGAACUCAAUUAUUCUCAGGUGGAUUUUUCCAAAGCUGCAGCUGCCUCGCUCAACAGCUCCCCCUGUGGUAAAGCAGAUAAUGUCCUCUACUCUGUGCCGCGGGUAGAAGCGAGCUUGGAUGGCAGGCAAGCCGAAGACACUUCUCCUCCUCUGUACUCUACUGUUAGUUAACAUCAGCAGUAGCUUCAUUUACUCUCACAGGUGAACGCCAAACAUGUUAAAGCUUCAAGUUAGAACAACUUUUACAAUUUCUUUCAGCUUAUCUUAAAUAUUUGUGUUGAAGAUAUGAAAGUUUAAUUAAAAUUAAGUUGUUUUGGCUAAGCUAAAUAUUACUUAUUUAACUAAAGUGCAAGUUAAAAUUAAAGAAGUAUUUGUUGUCCAGAGAGGCUGCUAAGCCCAGUUAUGUUGCCCGCUCCCCCAACUCCGGCUUGACACCCUCGAUCUCCUCGCUGUCCUGCAGCAGCAUAAUGUUGCUUAAACUCAGGUGGCAUGCUAGCCAACAAAACUAGACAGCAACUGAUGCAAGAGCACUUAACAGCAACGUUACUGGGUCCGAGUUAUCUAGUAAGUAUGCUAACAAUCAGUAUUGGAUCGGUGCGUCCCUAACAAUGUUUGCUAUCGAUAGUAGUAGCUUGUCGCUAUAUCAUGCGAUUGAUUUGCCUCCUCCUGCACUAACAGCCAGUUUAGUUUCACACUUUGGGGAAAAUAGUUCUGAAUGAAAACUGUUCACAGAUCUGAAAGUUUCACUGAUUAAAUCCACUCAGCAUGGGUUAACUCCAGGAUGCUUAGGGUUUUAAUCUUUUCAGUGAACUGCAAUGUUAUUUUGGAAAACUAUUAUGUUGAUUUACUUCGGUGAAAUUAACAGUAAACUAUGUCAGUUAUGUUAAAUGUUCUUGGUGACAAAUUGUCGGUGACAAAAUUUUAAAAUGGUUUUACAGUAACUGAAAAUGUUGUGAAACAGCAACUAGCUGCUGAAAAAAAAAAAGACAAUUCUAUAAGUUCUUUGUGUUUUUUUGCAUCAACAGUAAUGUGUAAAUAUAUGUUAUUGCUGUUAGAUACUGUUUUCAUGCCUCAUCGUUCUUAAUUAUUAACUUUUUAACUUAAGGAAAGUUUACAAUUCUUAAUCCUUUUUUUCCACCAAAAUAAAAUAUUUGUAUGCGUUACUGUAAUAUUAUUUCUUUUUCCAGUAAUGAGUAGUGUAAGGGAUUACUAUUUACAAACAGUAAUAGCCUAAUAUUACAGUUACUAAUCCAAGUAACGCUGCAUUACCAGAGCACGAUUUGGUUUGUUUUCUUUGAUGUGUGCGCAAUUGCGUGGCAGGUCAAAGCACUUUAAGUCGAGAAGCUCAACCUUAUGUUGUUCAAGUGAUUUGUUUUCACAAAAAGCCUAAAGAAAAAUAGGGGAGAUAGGCAGGGCCGGUGGAUAAGGCUUAAGCCUACCCAAAAAUUCCUUCCUAAAAGAUAUGUGAACAGGAUGCUGUCCUUGGUAUUGUAUUGUGCACAAUUAGGCUAAAAUAAAUACAAACGUCGGUGUCUUCCUUGUUUUGCCUUCAUUAGCCUACUGUUUGUGUCGCUAUGACCACCAUCUUGUGCUUGUGUUCGUUUAUGUUUUGUGAAUGAGCUCUGGUUGUUGGUUUGGUUAACCAAUAGGCUACAAGGCAGUGGAAUUGGGGUGGAGAGUAAAAAAAUCUGAUAUAUAAAAUAUAUUUUUAACAAAAACAUAACUUGCAUUUAAUAACUGAGAAUUCAGUUUAUGUUUUCAUCUUAAUUUUAUUUUUUAUUUUUUUUAAGCUCAAACUCAAACAGAGCAUGCCUAAAUUUCUUGGUAAAGAUCUCUAACAAGCCAGACAGUCAGUUCACCUCACAUUGACAAGAUGGAUAUUCUGAUAUUUUUCAAAGGAAAAGACAAAGUUGGAAACCAUACCGCCAGCAGCGCUAGCAACACUGGAGCAACAGUUAAUGAUAGUGGAUGUCUAAGCUAUUUAACAUUGAAAAGGUUGGCCUCCAUUUCAGCACAGCUGAGCAGCUCUCACAAGGCUGCUGUUCAGACCAACAGGGAGUUUGCUGCCGUUGUCGUUGAUAUGUUGCUGUAUUUUGGCAAGCAAGGGCUAGCUCUACGAGGGCAUGAUGACAGUUCAGCCAAUCGCGGGAAUUUUUUUGAGAUGUGCAAAUGGUAUUCAAAGCAUAACGAGGCUUUCGGUGCCAGGUUGAAUUCCCCUUUCACGGGGACUCAUCAGCCGUCCAAAAACACUCAGAAGGAGUUAGGCAUCACAGCCGAGCUAACAGCACUUAGUGAAACUAGAUGGGCAUGCAGAUGGAAGAAUGUGUCUGCAGUGAAAGAGUCAAUGAACGCCCUGACGUCCACCCUGUCCGGGCUGUCUGUGCCACCUCACCGGAGGUUUGCGUCUGGUCUGCUCACUGCGGUGACGCGAUUUAAGUUCUGUGUCUGUCUUAUUACUUUCCAUCAGUUACUCAGCGUGGUCCAUGUCACACACAAGGCUCUUCAGGUAAAGGAAUCGACGUUGGCUAUGGCCGCAAGUGUUGUGGAGUCCAUGAUCAGAUGUUUUGAAUAAAUGAGGACCGAGCAACACUGGGAUGGCCUUUGGAAAGAAAUCGGAACAUUCUGCAAGUCAGGUAGUGUUUGUAUGGAUGAAAACAACACAAGACCACACAAGAGCGGCUGUGGCUCAGGAGGUAGAGCGGGUUGGCUGUUAAUCGGAAGGUUGGCGAUUCAAUCCCGGCUUUCCCCCAGGUCGAAGGCAAGAACCCCGAAUUGUGUGUGAAUGUUAGAUUCUGGUUGAGCGUAUGUGUGUGAAUGCGGAUGUAGAGUAAAAGCGCUUUGAGUGGUCGAAAAGACUAGAAAGGCACUAUAGAAGUACGGAGCAUUUACAUUUACAAGAGGCCUGUCAAGCAGCCAGCUGCACUUGGCACCAAACAGCAGACGUUCAAAGCAUGAAACAGAACUGGACAAAGGAUUUAUUCUUACUGGAUACUCUAAUUGGGGAGUGUUCAGCAAGGUUUAUGGAUAUUGCAAAAAGUGUAGAUCCAGUGUUGAGAUGUGACAACAACCAUGCAAGGAGUCUGCUCAGCCAAUAUGCAAACGUGCUCUCCAUCAACCCCCUGCAUAUUGCUACAUUAAGGUAAGACUUGGUUUUUGUUAAAAUGACAAGUACACUUGUGACAAGGACUGGAGGACUGUGUUACUGAUUUCUGAUUUCUGUCUAUAACAGAACAGGUGUUCAUCAGUCUGGCUUGUUAAGAGACUAAACCCUUCCAUUGAUCUUAAUGUAUCACAAAGACUACGGUCUCGACCUUCUAAAUGUAUAAAUGGUAAAUAAGUAAUAUUUAUAAAACAUUAAAUUUAAUCUUAUAUGCAUACUUCAAUCCAUGGCAAAAGAAAAUGCUGUAUGUAUUGCCAUUACUUUGAAUUUGUCAAAAUCUAACAGGCAAAGAACUUUGUUGUCCGUCGUAAACUUAUUAACUUAUUAACUUAUUAAAAAAUAUUUAAACUGUGAAAAAGUCUGCAUCUAACAUAUUGAAGCAUAAAGCAGCACAGCAACGUGGAAGACACUCACUGGGAGGCUGCUGCUGCCAGUGAUGCAUGCACUUGUUGGGAGAGAGUGACUUUAAGCAAUGUUUUUUUUGUAAAAACUGAAUACUGCUUUUAUAAAUGUAGAUGCAGGAAUACAGUAGUUCCACGGGGCGGGGGUAGUGAAAGUAAUAUAGCAACGUAACAAGUAAGGCUUUAACGAUUGAAAUGUGGGAAUAUGUCUUUCGGCAUCAUACUGUAAAAUUUCUCAAUACGUUAAUUCUAUUAUAUAGACUAAUGCAACAACUUUUUGAGUGACUUGCUUAAUUUUUUUUAUUUCAGCCAGUGGCGUUGUUAAGAAAUGUUAUGUUUUGUAAAAAUCCCACUCCUUGCUACUGUUAUGAAUAUGCUAUUAGUUAGAAAGUCGGGAGAGACUUCCUUUGUUUAUUUUUUUUGUUAAAUACUGUAUAUACAUAGUCUGUACUAGUUUGAGAUGCUGUAAUUUUUUCAGUUUGGUUGAUUGUCGACUCCUAAUGAACUGAUCCAGUAAAGUGGAUUAAUUUCUAAAAUAAGCUGCUGAACAGGUUGUCUGACACUUUUUAGGAAGGAGGUUAGAGGGUUAGUGAAAUAAAUACAGUAACGUAAUGAGUACUUACUUUUAAUACCCAGUAAUAAGUAAAGUAAUAUUAAUUUUUGAAGGUGUAAAAAGUAACAAGUAACUUACUACAAUUUCUGAGUAACUUGCCCAACCCACUGUUCAGAAAAUACAGCACCACUCAAAAGUUUCGACACACCAUUCAAUGUUCAAUUUUUAUUUGUUAGUUUCUUCAUUGCAUUAAUACUUAAUACUGAAGACAUAUACUCUGAAAGAACACAUUUAGAAUUAUAAGUAAACAAAAAAGUGAUAAACAAACCAGAAUAUGUUAUACAUUUGUGAUUCUUCAAAGUAGCCACCUUUUGCUCUGAUGAAAGAGUUGCACACUCUUGGCAUUCUCUCAGUCAGCAUCUUGAAUAACAAUGAAGAAAAAACAUUUGAGUCAGAAUGUGUGUCGAAACUUUUGACUGGUAGUGUAAAUAGUCAAUAUUCAUUUAUUCGCCAAACUACAGCAUGUUUUUCACUUUGGUAAAAGAAUGAAUUAGAAGCAAUAAUUUACAAAUUUUUAAUGAAAAUAAACUCGCCAUGAAUUAAAACUAACUGUUUAAACAG
Messenger RNA from Micropterus salmoides (largemouth bass), 5806 nucleotides. Its product is annotated as endochitinase 2-like. The record is from RefSeq and is a predicted model, not a curated record. Lineage: Eukaryota; Metazoa; Chordata; Actinopteri; Centrarchiformes; Centrarchidae. Bases 142 to 1242 code for a protein of 366 amino acids. The transcript has 7 exons. Gene Ontology annotation, cellular component: cell surface. Gene Ontology annotation, molecular function: signaling receptor activity.